Laccaria bicolor S238N-H82 is the source of this 588-nucleotide messenger RNA. RefSeq lists its product as uncharacterized. The transcript has 2 exons. NCBI's taxonomy places the organism in Eukaryota, Fungi, Basidiomycota, Agaricomycetes, Agaricales, Hydnangiaceae. The record is from RefSeq and is a predicted model, not a curated record. Bases 1 to 588 code for a protein of 195 amino acids.
AUGGUAUACAAAGUAACCCGACGCCUUGUCCUCCGCACUCCACGACUCUCCGAUGCAUCGUCAUAUAUCCCCCUCUUUUUGAAUCCCCCAAAUUUCGCGCACGAACCCAUAAAGCCAAGUGACGACCUUUGCACCAUCAACGGAUGCUCAGAACAUAUCAAAGCAUUCAUAGCUUCCGCGAAUAGAGGCGAAAGUGCUCAGAUGGUGUUCGUCAUACCGACAGACCCCACAGCGCCCCUGCUGGACGAGAACAACAAGCCAAUUCAACACCCCGUCAUCGGUAUGGGCGGGAUUAACGGGUUGUUCAUGAAGAACGGGUUAAAGAGACGAGGAAAGGGGUAUGGGACUGAAGUGUUGACUGAGGUUGUGGAUAUGGCGUUUGGGGAAUAUGGUGCGGAGAUUGUGCAGCUGGAGAUUAUGGCGGUGAAUGGACCGUUUGAUUCAUUUAUGAAGAAGAAUUUUGGAGAGUUUAAGGGUAUUGAGAGGGAUGGGCGUUAUGGACGGGAGAAGGUUUGGGAGAUUUGGAGGGCUGAGUGGGAGUUGAAAACGAAGAAGGCUUCAAAGGAGAUUCUAGGCACAUUUCUUUAG